Miscanthus lutarioriparius is the source of this 1542-nucleotide messenger RNA. NCBI's taxonomy places the organism in Eukaryota, Viridiplantae, Streptophyta, Magnoliopsida, Poales, Poaceae. The record is from the annotation of a GenBank genome assembly.
AUGUCCACCGCCCCGUCGCCGCCGUCACUGUCUCUGCACCGCCCAGCGGUGACCGCCGCCGCGAGCGCCAGAGUAGCCACCGCCGCGGCUCCGCCGAGCAACAACGCCGCUCACCUCGCCAGCCUCGACAAGCUCUUCCGCAACCGCGGCGGCGGCGCCGCCGCCGUCGAGAGCGCGGCUCCGGCCGUGGUCGCCGCCACGCAGCAGCGGAGGCAGCAGCCGCUGCUGCGGCUCCCGUCGUUCCUCACGCGGACCGGGGCGGCCAGGGGCGGCGAGGACUCGUCGUCGGCCGUGGCGGCGCCCGCGCUGUCGCCGCGCCGGCUCGAGCGCCUGCUCCAGCCCGCGGCGCCCGACGGCCCGUCGCCGCGCGGGAACAUCGCGGCAGCGUGGCGCCGCCUGCACGGCGAGGAAGGCUGGCGUGGCCUGCUGGACCCGCUGCACCCGGACCUCCGCCGCGAGAUCGUGCGCUACGGCGAGUUCGUCGACGCCGCCUACGGCGCCUUCCUGUCCCGCCCGGACGCCGAGCCGGGCCGCCGCGCGCGCGUCCCGCUCCAGGACGCGGCGUACCGCAUCACGGCGCCGCUCUUCGCCACCUCCUCCGUCGGCCUCCCCACCUGGCUCGCCGCCGCCGCGCCGUGCGCCGCGCAGCGGACGAGCCUCGUCGGCUACGUCGCGGUCUGCGACAGCCCCGCCGAGAUUCGACGGAUGGGCCGCCGCGACAUCGUCAUCGCGCUCCGUGGUACCUGCACCGUCCUCGAGUGGGCCGAGAACGUGCGCGCCGGCCUCGUCCCGGCCACCCACCAUGACUCCACCGCUGCGCCGGACACGUCCAACGCCAAGGUGGAAUGCGGCUUCUGGAACCUCUACAAGACCGCCGGCGAACGCUCCCCGAGCUUGUCGGAGAUGGUCGUGUCCGAGGUGCGGAGGCUGCUGGAGAAGUACGAGGGCGAGGAGGUGAGCAUCACGGUGACCGGGCACAGCCUAGGCGCCGCGCUGGCGGUGCUGAUCGCGGACGAGCUCGCCGGCGGCGUCGCCGGCCGCGCGAGGGCGCCCGUGGCGGUGUUCUCCUUCGGUGGCCCGCGGGUGGGCAACCGCGCGUUCGCGGCGCGCGUGGAGGCGCGGGGCGCGCGCGUGCUCCGCGUCGUGAACGCGCACGACGUCGUGCCGCGGUUCCCGCCGGGCCUCCCGCUCCCGGGCUACGCGGACGUCGGCCGCGAGCUCCGCCUCGACAGCCGCGCGUCGCCGUACCUCCGGCCGGACGCCGACGCCGCGUGCUGCCACGACCUGGAGGCGUACAUCCACCUCGUCGACGGCUUCCUCGGCUCGCAUUGCCCGUUCCGGGACAACGCCAAGCGCAGCAUCCUGCGCCUCGUCAAGAACCAGGGCGGCAACGUCAAGCAGCUGUACAUGAGCAAGGCGAAGGACAUGCGCAUCCAGCUCGACGGCGGCGGCGGCGGCGGCGCCGCCGACAUGGCCGGGUCCAUGCUCGGCUGCGUCGACAUGCCCGGCGCGGCGAGCACGGUGGUGGAGUGUGUGCACUGA